UCAAUUGUUUGAAGUGAUUUAUGAAUCAAAACUUUAUUGGCGCACCCCAAGUUUGUUGAGCUUUUCUGUCAGAUGUAUCCUCAAAUGUUAGGCUAAGUUAUUUAAGGGCACACCUCAUCUAUAACCCAAUAACCAGAAGAUGAAAUGCAUGUCCCUCACAAUGGUUAAAUCCAAGUGUCUGAAUUAUCAGUUUACGCAGAUGUACAUGCAGUGAGUAAGUAGCUGGAGCAAAACUAAUUAUUAAGAAGUAACUGAGAUUUUGUUUUAUUUGAAAAUGAAAUAUGAACAACAAUAGUAUGGUGUCGGCAAACAACAAAACAUAUUUGGAGAUAUUACUGUGCAGUGCUUCAUACAUUUUGUUUUUAAAGUAUAUGUUUUGCGUUUUCCCUACUAUGAUGGUAUCACAAUGUUGAAAUUUCUUGGAUGUGUGGGAUUCCAUGAGGGCAAAUCCUAUCUGAAGUGAUAGAUAAAUGCAGGGUUAGGUUUGAUUAUGAUCUUUUUAUUUGUGUGAAUAAUAAUCAAGCAGCCCUACUUAGAAGUAUUAGCUGCUGACAUGUAAUAUUAGACAACUUAAAAGAAACAGUUGAAGUGACAACUUUACAUUCGUAUGCAUGCAGUGAAAAUGUGCUUUUUAAUUAAAAUAUUGAAAUAUGAAUAAAUCAAGAAGAUAUGAGGGAAGUGAAUACAAUUAUGAGAUGCAAAUAAUACAAAUAUCACAAAGUCCAAAAUCGACUUGGAAUUACAUAUGACUGUGACGUUUACGGAAGCCCUCAAGGAGCUCUCGCGAGAUAUUUUGUACAGACGUGGGAUUUUGGCUUGAAGGGUUGUGGCUGUGGGGGUGACAUAACAGCAAUCCCUUAAUAUGAGUGAUGAUAAACCUUUCCAAUGCACUGCUCCUGGCUGUGGACAGAGAUUCACAAAUGAAGACCACUUGGCCGUCCACAAACACAAGCAUGAGAUGACCCUGAAGUUUGGCCCAGCAAGGAAUGACAGUGUCAUUAUUGCUGACCAAACCCCUACACCAACACGCUUUUUGAAGAACUGUGAGGAAGUCGGACUCUUCAAUGAACUUGCAAGUCCAUUUGACCAUGACUUCAAAAAAGCAACUGAGGAUGACAUUAAAAAGUUGCCUUUGGAUUUGUCACCUCUUGCUACACCUAUUAUGAGAAACAAAACUGAGGACCCCACACCUAUGGAGGCACAUCGAGACAGUCCUUUGCCCCACCCUGAAUCUACUACAAAUGACGACAAGGAUUUAUCUUUGCAGCCAACCUCACUGCCAACAUCCACUAUAGUCCAUCCUGCAUCCCUCCAAGUUCCCAAUGUACUUCUAGCAACCUCAGAAGCUAAUGUUGUAAUACAGCAAGCUCUCCCAUCGCCAACAUCUAGCUCUGUUAUUACCCAAGUCCCAUCCACUAAUAGGCCUAUAGUGCCAGUGUCUGGCACCUUUCCUGUGCUCUUACAACUGCCCAACGGCCAGACCAUGCCAGUUGCUAUACCUGCAUCAAUCACAAGUUCAAGUGUACAUAUUCCAACUACAAUCCCUCUUGUCAGACCUGUCACCGUAGUGCCUAACGUCCCCGGGAUCCCAGGACCUCCCUCGCCACAGCCCGCCCAAUCAGAAGCCAAGCUGAAACUGAAAGCCACGUUAAGCCAGCAGCUUCCUCAGGUAACCAAUGGAGAUGGUAGUGAAGUCCAGAGCAGCGCUGUGACCCACACUACUGCUCCGGCUCCAGCUUCUCCUUCCCCGACCCCGGCCCCUGCUCCAGCUCCAACCGCCACCCCGGCCCCAGCCCCAGCCCCUCACCUGCCCACAAGCGAAGAACCUUCUCCUCAUUCCCUCCAGCAGCCGGCGACCUCCACCACAGAGACUCCGGCCUCUCCAGCGCCCCCAGCGCAAAAUCCUCCGAGCACAGGAGGUCGGCGGCGCAGAACCACAAGUGAAGAUCCCGACGAGAAGAGGCGCAAGUUCCUGGAGCGUAACAGGGCUGCGGCGUCACGCUGUAGGCAGAAACGGAAAGUGUGGGUCCAGUCCCUGGAGAAGAAGGCUGAAGACCUGAGCUCCAUGAACGGACAACUACAGAAUGAAGUCACCCUGCUGAGAAACGAAGUGGCUCAGCUGAAGCAGCUUCUUCUGGCUCAUAAAGAUUGCCCUGUAACCGCCAUGCAGAAGAAAUCUGGCUAUCACAUCUCUGAAAAGGAGGAGAGCUGCGAGGAGAUGUCGGUCCCUGGCAGCCCCCAGAACGAGGCCAUCCAGCACAGCUCCGUCAGCACCUCCAACGGGGUCAGCUCCUCCUCCAUGACCCCAGCCGUCUCCGCCCCGUCCAGCACAGCCACCGCUACCACCUCAGACCAGAGCACAGAGGAGCCACGGCCACAGAGGGCCCCCCCCCAGUCGCUGCCGUCGGGGAGUUGAUCGGCCCAAACUGAAGUGCCGUUGCCUCUUUGAGUCUCCGACAGACGAAGGAAUUCUGUUUUAGCUUCAGUUUGGAUCGGAUUUAUUUAUUGCUUAUUUCUGUUUGGUGCGUUUUGUCCUUUGUAGGCAAUGCUUUUGAGAUGUUUUCUUUGAAUUAAUGAAGACAGAAGAACUGGCACUUUAGGUGUAACAUGAAAAUGUAAACCAAGUGGUUCUAAAAUGUUUUUGUAUUUGUGUGACUUAUUUAUUAAUCUUAUAUAUUUUUUUAUUUGAAAGCGAUCAUCCUGAAGGUCGAUCAGUGAAUUGUUAGACUUUACCAAAGUGUGUUGUGGCUCAUGUGAAUUUUUAUUUGCUUUUUUUUUUUUUGUUUUUUGUUGUUUUCAUGACUUUUAUAAGCACUAUGUUAAUGAUGAAAGUAGGUGAAGAGCGGUCACUUUUUUUUUAUCUUUGUUUCCAUUUUGCACAUUUUGAGAGACAACGGGUUUACCUUUGUAGGGUUUGACAGUCCACUGGUUCUGUACUGGCAGCCUUUAGUAGAUUUGAUUACUGUCACAAAUGUAAAUGGUUGAAUCUGACUUUUUUUUGUGUGUGUGAGAUCAGCUGUAGUUGCAUCAUGAAUGUUUGAGCUCUCCUCCGCCUGUAAAAUAGUCUUAAGGAGGUUUGCUGUGUUUUCUCAUUAACAUUCCAUGUGUAGUCUGAUUGUUCCUGAUGCAGUGAUUGUAGGACCGCAGUACCCUUUUUCAUUACUCAAUCAUGGUGAUGUUGACUCAUUCAGUGCCAUUAAUGUUUUGUACAAACUCCUUCAGUACAUUUUUAAUGCCGAUUCUCUUGAAUAAGUUGAUCACUGUUCUUUGAGAUUCAGGGUCUCAGUAGAGGAGACAUCUGGCUUUGUGUACUGUCUUUGCUUUAUAAGUGACUGAUGCAGAACACUGACCAAUACAGGACAUGGUGGUGUUCUCACUGAUUGCAAUUCUAGGUGAUGUUUUUAGAAAACAUUGUAAAUAACAUCAAUGGUACGUUGUACGUGAUCUUUCUAGGUGUUAUGUACUUUUUUUUUUUUUUUUUUUUUUUUUUUUAUAGGGUAGUCUGGAUUCUGUAGCUGAGCCCUGUUGACCCCAUUUGGAUUUUCAAUCAUUAGGAAUAGGUCAUAAAUGAAAACAUUCACAUGUGAACUGGAAUCACAUGCUGCUCCAGCGUUCAACAAGUAAAAGAGGAUGUAUAUUAGAGUAACACUACUACUGCUUGUAAGAAUUGUAAGCAUUUCAUCUUUGAAAUAAUAGUAGGAUACAAAUCACACCAUGAACUCCAUUUGCCUUUUCUCUUAGUCUGUACUGGCUUACUACUGUGUAGUUUAAUGAGAAGCUAACACAUUGUUUUCUUAAGAUAUGAUUUUUUUUUUUUUUAUUUAAUUGUUAUGUGCUGUUUGCAUGAGAUAAUAAUUCUCUGCGAGAAUUAAACCGUUUAUUCAAUAAUGUCUCAGUCAGAUAAAUAUCAUUAGACAAGUUGUUUCAACUUGAGUUGUGGCUCUGAGUUCCUGAAAGCUUCAGUUCUUUGUUUUACCUCGGCUUAACCGCAAAAAGGGGUGUGAUACUGUGUUGAAAGUGUACUUGUAACUUGUGGAAGUUCUGUAUAAAAUUUGAAUUGAUAAGUUGUUGUAAUAAACCUUUUAAUAUCUCUUUAAAUUA
Messenger RNA from Sphaeramia orbicularis (orbiculate cardinalfish), 4101 nucleotides. It is a transcript of the gene atf2, whose product is annotated as activating transcription factor 2. The record is from RefSeq and is a predicted model, not a curated record. Bases 863 to 2416 code for a protein of 517 amino acids. Lineage: Eukaryota; Metazoa; Chordata; Actinopteri; Kurtiformes; Apogonidae. Gene Ontology annotation, molecular function: DNA binding; DNA-binding transcription factor activity. The transcript has 12 exons. Gene Ontology annotation, biological process: regulation of DNA-templated transcription.